Cottoperca gobio is the source of this 2750-nucleotide messenger RNA. It is a transcript of the gene rbpms, whose product is annotated as RNA binding protein, mRNA processing factor. The transcript is spliced from 9 exons. Lineage: Eukaryota; Metazoa; Chordata; Actinopteri; Perciformes; Bovichtidae. Gene Ontology annotation, molecular function: RNA binding. The coding region runs from base 340 to 924 and encodes 194 amino acids. The record is from RefSeq and is a predicted model, not a curated record.
CCUUCACGCGCAGAUGGGGAGAAGUUUGCAGCCUGCGGCGCAGUCACUGUACAUUUACCGUGUUUCGUUUAGGGAGCAGCAACAAGAAGAAGAAGGAGACGAAGAAGAAGAAGGGAAUCUGAGGACUAUCAGCCUGCACAGCUCUGCUUUACAUCUAAUCUGUGCUCAUCAUUUAUGUCGCCAAACUAGAAGCUCCGCACGCAGACUGUAGUCUGUCGGAGGGUUUAGCCUGGUCCCGAAGAAGAAGAAGAAGAAGAAGAAGAAGAAAAAGAAGAAGAAGAAGAAGAAAAAGAAGAAGAAAAGAAGAAGACAGUCCCAGUGAAAGUGAUAACAGUCAGAAUGAAUAACAACAAAACCGAGAAAGAAAACGAGCAGAGUGAAUUCACCAACCACGAAGAAGAGGUCCGAACACUCUUUGUCAGUGGGCUGCCGCUGGAUAUCAAGCCGCGGGAGCUCUAUCUCCUCUUCAGACCUUUUAAGGGCUAUGAAGGCUCCUUGAUAAAACUCACUUCUAAACAGCCGGUGGGGUUUGUCAGCUUUGACAGCCGAUCAGAGGCGGAAGCUGCUAAGAAUGCCUUGAACGGGGUCCGCUUUGAUCCAGAGAUCCCCCAGACUCUUCGACUGGAGUUCGCCAAGGCCAACACCAAGAUGGCCAAGAACAAGCUGGUUGGCACCCCCAACCCCCUGCCCUCGCAGCAGAGCCCCGGGCCGCAGUUCAUCAGCAGAGACCCAUAUGAGCUCACAGUGCCCGCUCUCUAUCCCAGCAGCCCAGACGUCUGGGCGUCAUACCCGCUGUACCCGGCGGAGCUGUCGCCGGCCCUCCCACCCGCUUUCACCUACCCCUCCUCGCUCCACGCUCAGUUUCGCUGGCUCCCACCUGCAGAUGGAACUCCUCAGGGAUGGAAGUCCAGGCAGUUCUGCUGAAGUAUGUGUUCCUGAUGUGUGAUGGUGGCCGGCUGUGACGGGCGUUGCUGAUUGCCUCUCGUGUCCAAUUGGAAAGCAGGAGGACUGACCUGACUGCGGCUCGUGGAGCAGCGUACCGUCGGCAGCAGCAGCCUCCUGGGCCUCAGGACAAACCAGCCCCCGCCUCCAUCACACAUCGAGCCCCCCCCCCCCCCCUCCCAACUCUUUUUUAUACUGUUACAUACUCGAGACUUAGCGGCAGUGCUCGGGCUGCACCUCCUCUGACUCCUCUCUGAAGGUGCACCUCCUGUCUCACGUCAAGCUGAAGCGCUGCCGGCUAAAGUUAUUAUACGACUAUAAUUAUUACUAUUCUGUAUAUCAUUCAUAUUAAUGUUAUUACUAUGAUUAUUAAAUACAUGUUGAAGCAUGACUUUGCAAAAAAAACAAAAAAACCCAAUGCUGUACAUUUUUAGAUAUUUUAAAGAAAUACAAAAAAGUAUUUUUGUAAUCAAGACUGUUUGAAAUGUUUGAUUGGUUCAUGUUGUGCUUAGUGUGUGAGGAACUUUCAUACUUCCUGUUUGUGUGCCAUUAUAACAUGGCGAGUCGCCCUGCUAUACCAAAGCAGCCCUGUGUGUCCGCUCUUUCUACACACUGUGUGUUUGUGUGUGUGGAGUCCUGGUGUGCUUCAGCCGCCCGUCAUCCUGCAGCUGGAGACAUCAGAGGCGCGACAGCACGAAGGUAGAGUGACCCGGAGACAGAGUGAGCCUGUGCACAGAGAAGUGAAGACCAAAGCUUUCCUGUUUUUUACACUGGAGAUCUAACGAGGCUAGUGGAGUUAUUCUGUGUCUGACGGCUUUGUGGUCCUCAGUGUGAUUUCUUAUGAAGUAUGACGUUAUUUUUGCUGCACGUCUCUUUUGGUGUCGCUCCAAAGAGCCACUCUGCAUCUGAAAGGAUUUUCACUUUAAGCAUUUUGUCUCUUUUGUCUAUUUUUAGGGAGCCAACGUUUGUAAGAUUUACACAUUGAUGAUUGGAGUGUGGAUAAAAUAAUCUUUUGUAAUUGUGUGUAUUCUGGGCCUGCAAUAAUAACGUCUCUGCUGUUUGACAUAUCAGUGAUCAUAUUUCUGUGACAUUUUGACGGCAAAAAAAAUCCUCAUUCAUGUCGAAUUCUUACAAAAACAAACUUUUCUGAUGAGGCCGGGUCACAUGUCAGUGAAGUGACGAUGAAAAAGUGAAAAACAAUCUUCCCUGUAAUGUUCAUAAUCAUAUAGCCAGUGUUUGUAAUGAAUAAUGAUAUUAAUAAUAAUAUGCACAUCGUGUCUGCUGAUUCUCUGGAGCAGUUUUUUAAAGCCAGAUGGCACCAAAUUUAUUAGAACCAGUAUUUAUAAGGUGUGUGUGUGUGUGUGUGUGUGUGCGUGUGUGUGUGUGUGUGCGUGUGUUUUUAUGGGUAUCAUGUUUUUAAGGUCAGAUGCCCAUCAUAUAAUUCAUUGUAAAGUUUAAUUGUAUAUUCAUUUGGUAAUUUUCUAGCUUCUCUUUGUGUUUGUACCUAUGAAACCGUUUUAUCUUGCUGACUGUGCAGAAGCUGCUCUGCUCGUCCUCCCUCUGUCCCUCAGUGUGUUCUGUGCAUGUUCACGGCAUGUGUGUGUUUUCUUUUCCUGAUGCAGAGAGUACUGUUGAUGUGUAUGUACUCUGGCCGCUGUGAGGAGAAACUGUAUUUCAGUGAAUUGCAGAGGUUUGUUUGAAAAAAACAAAAAAAGGUGAUCAAAAUGAGUUUUUAUGAAAAUGUUAAAUGAAGACAUUUCAGGCCAAUUAAAGAUUGACGUCAUCCCUGCUGUCAUGAUUACAUUUAA